UGUUUUAAGGCCAGUCCAGAUAUACAUUUCAUGCCAAUAUGUCCCAACGAUUAAAUUAUAAAUACCUCAACCAAUAUAGCGUCUUCAAUCAUUAAAAGCUUAAGUUGCUUUUCCCACUCUCCAAAGUUGCGCUGUUAUCUUAAUUAACUUGUACAAAGUGAGAAUGAGCGCAAAGGCUAGCAAAGAAAGCAAAAUUAAGAAGUGCAUAAAAGCACCCAUCAGAGUUUUAAUUAAAGCCAGGGAUUUCUAUGUCCAUAGCCUGAUGGAUUGUUCUGGUACAAUUGGCUAUGGAACUGUUAUGGGUUGUCCUGCUGUUGCACAAAUCUCCUCUUUGCCCAGAAGUUUUAGUGCCAAUUCGUCUAUGUCAAGUAAGGAUGAAGAUUUUAGGGAGCUGAUUCGAAUCGCUUCGAAAAGGAGUCUUGUAAAUAAGGUGGAAACGGAGAUUCUGAGGCAAAAAUCACUUGCUAAAAAUGGGGUGAAUAUUAAUGUGGUGCCUAGGAGUCGUUCUGUUGCUAUUGGAAGAAUUGAUGAAGAUAAGCCGUGUGAUUUUGGUGAGGAUGUUAAAGUGACUGAUGUGUUUCAAAGAAGUAGAAGCUAUGCUAUUUCUUCUAGAACAAAAGGAAUGUUCUGAAGCAAAAUUUGGAAGAAGGGAAAACAAGGCAAGCUGUUGUAAUAUUCUCUUCUUAUUACUGUUUGUUGGAUUGUUUUUGUUAUUCCUCUUUCCCUGUUGUCAUAUACUGUUGCAUAUACAUGUUCAGUUACCUGUCAAUUCUCCGUGUAAUGAACUCAACAUCUUUCAUUCUCA
Molecule: messenger RNA, 805 nt
Organism: Nicotiana tabacum (common tobacco)
Lineage: Eukaryota; Viridiplantae; Streptophyta; Magnoliopsida; Solanales; Solanaceae
Source: RefSeq, a predicted model, not a curated record